AAUGGGCGGGCGCGCCGGAAAUUGAGGGGAGUUUCCUGCGAUCUUGGCUUCCCCAACAUGGCAGCGCCCUUGUCAGUGGAGGUGGAAUUCGGAGGUGGUGCAGAGCUCCUGUUUGACGGUGUAAAGAAACAUCAAGUCACCUUACCUGGACAGGAGGAGCCCUGGGACAUCCGGAACCUCCUUGUUUGGAUCAAGAAGAAUUUGCUAAAAGAGCGGCCAGAGCUGUUCAUCCAAGGAGACAGUGUGCGGCCAGGAAUUCUGGUGCUGAUUAACGAUGCCGACUGGGAGCUGCUGGGCGAGCUGGACUACCAGCUGCAGGACCAGGACACCAUUCUCUUCAUCUCCACACUGCAUGGAGGCUGAGGGCCCCUCUCUGGGCCUGGGCUCCCUUGGCGGGGAGAUCAGAACAAUCAGACAUCCCCUUGGGCCCUACUGCCAGGUCUUCCAGGCCCCCUUGGCUGCUUUCUUCUCUGCUCUGUCCCCCAAGCUCCCUCCAGGCAGGGAAAAGAGGCCAGGUGCUAAAAAUGAGCCUAUCUCAGGCACGUGAGCAGGGGCAGGCAGGCGCCAGGACCCAGCUCCCUCUCCCAGGAGCUAAGGCGGGGGGGGGGAGGGUGCCUCUGGUUUGUCAGAGUGGAAGGGGGCUCUGCAACCAAGUGACCCCGCUGCCUUCUGCUCCUUGUGUCUCAAUCUCAACACGAGUGACCCUGACAGCACUCCAGUCCCUGGGCCACAGUGUCUUCCUGGUGAAGAUGAAUGGACAUGAAUAGCUGAUGGGAGGCCCCUCCCUCUUCAAAGAUUAGAGGAGUCUCUGCCUCAGUUUCCCCAUCUGCACAGCUGAGGGCUCUGCCUGUCCCCCACUGAUACCAUUAUGGAACCCCAGCUGGGAUUCCCUAUUCAUUGCUGACACCCCACACACACACACACCAGCAGCUGCUCUUCUAACCACAUCCCUCCUUCUCCUCCCCCUACCCUCAGCCCUUGACCCUGGCUGCCCUCCUCCCCACCAUAGGCCACCAGAUGGACUCCUGAGACCCUUCCUGUAGCUCAUUUUGCUGGGGGUAGAAAAGGAAAGGGACUAGGCUAAACCUUGGACUGGCAGUAGAGCCCUGAGGGGGAAUCAGUGUGCCUCAAUUUGCUCUUCUACAACUGGGUAUGUGUGGAAUCUGAAGACCGGGGAGACACUUGAUGGCAUAAAUGUGGACCUCUCCCUUCCCACCCCCUAAGGAAGCAGGAUGGGGGCAGUCAGCACCUGGUAGGCAGGGUGGUUUCCCCCUUCCCCCUCUCUUCUAUAAGUCUUGGGUCCUCAGUGCCUGCAACAGCUGGUCUUGGGCAAAUAAAAGACUAGGUUGUUUACU
This is a messenger RNA of Otolemur garnettii (small-eared galago), 1355 nucleotides long. RefSeq names its product ubiquitin related modifier 1 (gene URM1). The coding region runs from base 58 to 363 and encodes 101 amino acids. Gene Ontology annotation, cellular component: cytoplasm; nucleus. The transcript has 5 exons. Gene Ontology annotation, biological process: protein urmylation; tRNA thio-modification. NCBI's taxonomy places the organism in Eukaryota, Metazoa, Chordata, Mammalia, Primates, Galagidae. The record is from RefSeq and is a predicted model, not a curated record. Gene Ontology annotation, molecular function: protein tag activity.